Eremothecium sinecaudum is the source of this 2913-nucleotide messenger RNA. It is a transcript of the gene CSE1, whose product is annotated as importin-alpha export receptor. The coding region runs from base 1 to 2913 and encodes 970 amino acids. Gene Ontology annotation, biological process: protein import into nucleus; protein export from nucleus. Gene Ontology annotation, cellular component: nuclear envelope; cytosol. The record is from RefSeq and is a predicted model, not a curated record. The transcript has a single exon. Gene Ontology annotation, molecular function: small GTPase binding; nuclear export signal receptor activity. Lineage: Eukaryota; Fungi; Ascomycota; Saccharomycetes; Saccharomycetales; Saccharomycetaceae.
AUGUUAACAAAACAUUGGAUAUUUGGUCAUUUACAACCGUCAGUAAUGUCUGAUUUGGAAACUAUAUCGUACUAUUUGGCUCAAUCGGUGGUUGCUUCAACUGCAAAGUCUUCGGAGCAAAGUUUAAAGGCUAUUGAAGGUCAAGAAGGGUUUGCAUUGAGUUUACUGCAUAUAGUUGCAUCCAAAAAUAUUCCUAUAUCAACAAGAUUAGCCGGUGCGUUGUUCUUUAAGAACUUUAUUCGUCGUAAAUGGGUCAAUGAAAAUGGUGAACAUAUUCUUGCUAUGAAUGACGUUGAACUGGUUAAAAAGGAAAUUGUCCCUUUAAUGAUCCAGCUACCUAGUAACCUUCAAGUACAGGUAGGAGAAUCAAUUGCAGUCAUUGCAGAUUCAGAUUUCCCAGAUCGUUGGGGUACUUUGCUUGAUGAUCUGAUAAGCAAGUUAUCUGCUGAAGAUAUGGUUACUAAUAAGGGCGUUUUGACUGUUGCGCACUCUAUUUUCAAGAGAUGGAGGCCACUGUUCCGAUCAGAUGAAUUGUUUUUGGAAAUUCAAGUUGUCCUAGACAAGUUUGCUUCUCCAUUUUUAAGUCUUUUGCGAAAUGUAGAUGAGAAAAUAACCGCUAACCAGAACAAUAAGGCCCAAUUGGAGAUUUUGUUUGAUUUGCUGUUAAUAUUGGUGAAGUUAUACUACGACUUAAACUGUCAAGACAUUCCUGAAUUUUUUGAGGAUAACAUGCAAGUUGGUAUGAGCAUCAUGCACAAAUACUUGGCUUAUCAGAAUCCCCUUCUGGAGGAUGAUAGUGAGGAAGAUGAAGUAAGUGCCGUUACGAAAGUGAAAUCUUCAAUUGCGGAAUUGGUACAAUUAUACACUUCACGUUAUGAAGAUGUUUUUGGGCCUAUGGUUCCCGAUUUUAUUCAUACCAUCUGGAAUUUGUUGACAUCUUUGAGCAGCCAAAGAAAGAAUGACAUCCUAGUUUCAAAAUGCUUAUCUUUUAUGACUGCAGUUACGCACAUCCCAAGAUACUUGGAGCUAUUCAAUAACGAGAAUGCUAUGACAGGUAUUGCGGAGCAAAUUAUUCUGCCAAACGUAACGAUGCGUGAAUCAGACGUCGAAUUGUUUGAAGAUGAUCCAAUUGAAUAUGUCAGAAGAGACCUGGGCGGUUCUGACUCUGACACAAGAAGAAGAGCUUGUACUGAUUUCUUGAAAGAACUCAAAGAGAAAAAUCAGGUUUUAUUGACUAAUGUUAUCUUACAACACAUCAGCAAGUUUUUUGAUAAGUACCGUGCUGAUCCAGUUAGCAACUGGAAGUAUAAAGACCUUUGCGUUUAUCUAUUUACUUCAUUGGCAAUCGAUGGAAACAUCACUAAUUCAGGUGUUUCUUCAACUAAUAAUAUGCUUCAUGUUGUAGAUUUUUUUACAAAAGAAAUUGUUCCUGAUCUAAGUGACAAUGUACCAAAUCCAAUUUUGAAAGUUAACGCUAUCAAAUACAUUUACACUUUUAGAAAUCAAUUGACUAAGGAACACUUAUUACAAAUUCUCCCAGUUUUGGCGAGAUUUUUGCAGGACGAUGAAUACGUUGUGUAUACGUAUGCCUCUAUGACAAUUGAGAGAAUACUAUCCAUUAGGGAGUCUAUAACAGGAGGCAAAUUAGUCUUCUCGAAAUCAGAUAUUGCUGAUAGUGCCGAAGUUUUGUUGAAUAAUUUGUUUACCUUGAUUAUGAAACAGAAUGCCAGUCCAGAAAAAUUGGCCGAAAAUGAGUUCAUAAUGAAAACUAUUCACCGGAUUAUAUUAACCGCUGAGGACACAUCCAGUUCCUACGCCGCUAGUACGCUCAAGCAGUUGUUAGAUAUAAUAACGAUUAUUGCUAAAAACCCUUCUAAUCCCAGGUUUACACAUUACACUUUUGAAGCAUUAGCUGCUGUUAUUAGAUUCAAUCAUGAGAAUCUCGAUGCACUACUCAGCGCUGUAAUGCCGGUGUUCAUGCAUAUCUUGGUUGGUGACAUCCUAGAAUUUAUUCCUUAUGUUUUCCAGAUAAUUGCAUACUGCUUGGAACAACUUUCACCCGGCACACCAGUUCCAGAUAGUAUAAAGCAACUUUACCAGCCACUACUAGCUCCUUCCGUUUGGGAACUGAAAGGUAAUAUCCCUGCAGUGACUAGGUUAUUAAAGAACAUUCUUAAAAUUGAACCUUCUGCAUAUUCAAACUUAGUCCCAGUGCUAGGAGUAUUCCAAAGACUAAUAGCAUCCAAAGUGCACGACACAUAUGGUUUCGAACUGUUAGAAUAUAUCAUGUUGUAUAUUCCAAUAACUGCCAUUGAACAAUAUUUGAAGCAAAUUGCCGUACUUCUUCUACAACGCUUGCAGAACUCCAAGACUGAAAAGUAUGUGAAGAAGUUUAUCGUAUUCCUUGGAGUUUUAUCACACAAAUUUGGCUCUGACUUUGUCGUUCAAUUUAUUGAUGAAGUUCAGCAAGGCCUCUUCCAACAAAUCUGGAAUAAUGUCGUCAUCACAGCUCUCCCCACCAUUGGCAACAUGUUAGACCGUAAGAUCGCAAUUAUCGGUGCUUUGAACACCUGCACAACCGGCUCCUUCUUUUCUUCCAAAUAUGGCUCGUCUGUGGUGCCAACAAUCAAUGUUAUCUUACCGCUUACUGUAUCUGAAAGUAUUGUGCAUACAAAAUCAGAAUAUAUCGAGAUGGAUGCUGGCGAUGAAAUUUCCACCUUCGGGUCAAGUUUCAGCAGACUAGUAACUAUUGCGGAGAAACCUUUCGAUCCAAUCCCACAGGUCGAUACAAACCAUGGUGUAAAGGCUUAUGUCGCCAACACUUUGACGAAAAUCGACUCCGCACAUUUAAACAGCAUAAGACAUGGUCUAUCCGAAGAGGCUACCAAGGCGCUUGCUUUGCUAGGCGUUUAA